Trachemys scripta elegans is the source of this 2782-nucleotide messenger RNA. RefSeq names its product transmembrane protein 11 (gene TMEM11). The transcript has 5 exons. Gene Ontology annotation, biological process: inner mitochondrial membrane organization. The coding region runs from base 1880 to 2398 and encodes 172 amino acids. Gene Ontology annotation, cellular component: mitochondrial inner membrane. The record is from RefSeq and is a predicted model, not a curated record. NCBI's taxonomy places the organism in Eukaryota, Metazoa, Chordata, Testudines, Emydidae.
GACUCGAGCCGAGAGUCUCCAAGAUGGCGGCGUGGGGAAGGAGGCGCGCUGGCCCCGGCAGCACCAGCAGUGGCAGCGGCGGUAGGGAGAGUCCUGGACCUUUCCUGAGCUGAAAUGGACAAGCUUGUCAAAUUGUAUGAUGGUUUUGUGAUGUGGAAUUUUUCCACUGGGGAUUAAGUUCUCAUGAAUUUCUGCCUAGUACUGUUUACCUACAGUCAAGAAACCUCUCUUUGAAUGGUGGAACCACAGGUAUUCUGUUGUCCAUGAGCAAUUGUAUCACCUUUCAAAAAGCUAACCUGGGACUUACACGUCGUAUAUAAAAGGGGUUCAGAAACUUGAACAAUACAUGCAACAAAGGAAUCGUGAACUGUGCACGAUUUGGGGAUACUUUUGAUCAGGAGUGGAGAUGCUUUCUGGACACCCACCAGUCAGAACUUAAAACUACUAGCCGGAAGUAUAUAUGCUAGACGGGACAGGGAGCGGGCCUCCACCAGUGAGGUCCAGGGCACCCCAUUGAUGAGAAGGCUUACCUCCUUUCCAUUCCCUGCUGGUGGCUGGAGAAGGAUGCUGGGAAAAUCCUUCCAGGACAUUGUCCUGGAGCCCGUUUUCAGCAGAGCUGGGGGCAAGAGAGAAGAUGUGUGAGGCUCCUCCUGCUAUAUACCUGUGCUAUGUCCUGCCGAGUUUGGGUUCUGUGGAUUAAAGGUAUGUGUGGUGAAAAAGAAACAGACCAUGUGUUUGUGACUAGGAUACCACGAAAACAGGCUAGGCAGCACUGCUCAUGGGGUAGCUUGAGAAGCAUCCUGUGACAUUUAGGUGGCCACUAGAGGCUUUUUAACUUUUUAGGAGAGACGGAGGGGGCAGAUUUUGGAACCCUAACUGGGAAAUUUCAUGAGUGUCUAGCAUAUAGCUAGCUGCAAUGUCUUCUUAGUGCACUAGGUGAUGUUUUUAGUAGGGGAAUACAUUUCAAAUUUAAUUUUAAACUCACCAUGUGGUUAACAUGGGCAUUUCUGCCCCUCUUGCUGGUGGUUGCUGUAUCAGCUGCUGAGGAUCAUUGUUUGUUUGUAAUCCUGCAGGUACAGAAAUCAGUGUAAAUUAUUUUAUAACACUAGCUACAAAAGCCAUUUAAUCUACUGCGCCAUCAGAACAGAGCAUUCCUCUGUCUUUUUUUACACAGACACUGAAAAGCCAGGCAUCAAGAAUGAGACACUUAAAAAAACAAAAAAAUCAUCACAGGAAAUGGGAUUCAUCAAGCAGUGAUAUGCAAAUAGUAUUCAAGAUACAAGUUACACAACUACAACAGAAUGGAUAUAAAACUUUCCUGUGGCAAAGCCCUUCCUUCUUGGAAGAAGGGCUCUAGAAAAUCAUUUAACAUUUCCUAGUUUAACAGCUGCUUUUAAGCAUAACUAGCACAUCCAGCCUUUGGCUGUUUGGCAUUACUACAUGGAUCUCCUCUGCCAUUGGUUACUUAUCGCACUUUCAAGUAAAAUCGAGAAUAACUGAGUUAUCGAUACUCCCACCUAGGUCCAUAUAAGCACAGAACCGACAAUGCUUAAACCCUGGCUGCGUUUUUUCCAGGGGUGGUGGUGAGUCCACAGGCUCCAGUGUGUGCUGUUUUGUUCAAAUGAAAGGCCCUAUGUCAUGGAAAAUCAGUUUUGUUAGUCUUUGUACUUGAGGUCUCUGAGGCAAGAACCCCAUUCUUGUUCUGCAUGUCAACAAGUUCUGAUUAAAUGCUGAUUGACACCAUCUCCACAGCAGCUGACUGUGACGUCACUGAUGGCAGAAAUCAAGUGGAGAAUAUGUUUCAGGAGGAUUCAACCAAUUGCAAGAUCUUGUUUUCUUGAAAAGUUCCUAAUUCCCCAACGUGAGGAAAGUAAAAUUCAUGAUCAUCUUGUCCUCCACGGAGUGUUACAUUGUGCAUGAAAUCUACAAUGGGGAGAAUGCUCAGGACCAGUUUGAGUACGAGCUGGAGCAGGCCCUGGAAGCACAGUACAAAUAUAUAGUGAUAGAACCCACUCGCAUCGGUGACGAGACCGCUCGCUGGAUCACAGUUGGGAACUGCCUGCACAAGACCGCCGUCCUAGCAGGCACCGCUUGUCUCUUCACCCCUCUGGCACUUCCAGUAGAUUAUUCCCAUUACAUCUCCCUGCCUGCUGGCGUGCUGAGCAUGGCCUGCUGCACCCUCUACGGUAUCUCCUGGCAGUUUGACCCUUGCUGCAAGUACCAAGUGGAGUAUGAUGCCUAUAAACUUUCCCGCCUGCCCCUGCAUACGCUCACUUCCUCCACUCCUGUGGUGCUGGUGAGAAAGGAUGACCUGCACAGAAAGAGACUGCAUAACACGAUAGCACUCGCUGCCCUGGUGUACUGUGUAAAGAAGAUCUAUGAACUCUAUGUUGUAUGACUUCAGUAGGGAAAAGAGAAACCCACAAAGACAAGUGUAUUAAGACUCCCACAGUAACAUUUUUUUCCUCUGAGAAGCAGUGGAGACUGGGAAGGCGUUUGGUUUAAUAGAGUUGUUAUUUUUAAAAUAACACAUCACUAAUGCACCAAGGUUUUUCAGUUCUUCAUUACUCUUAAGAAGUGGAUCUGCAGUGACUUGAGAGCUGUACGCUAGGCUGUGGGAGCCAAAUCCAGCAGUGGAACGUUGAUGGAAGAAAACUAUAUAAAGGGGGUGUGAAAGGUUUUUUUGGUUGUUUUUUUGGGAAACUUUUAAGUAUAUUGUUUAAUUGUAUACACAGAACCAGCCCAAAGUUAUCAUUGCCCAUUAAAAGAUGAGAAUUUCAAA